This is a messenger RNA of Trichoderma asperellum CBS 433.97, 1761 nucleotides long. RefSeq lists its product as uncharacterized. Gene Ontology annotation, biological process: L-valine biosynthetic process. The record is from RefSeq and is a predicted model, not a curated record. Gene Ontology annotation, cellular component: acetolactate synthase complex. Gene Ontology annotation, molecular function: thiamine pyrophosphate binding; acetolactate synthase activity; flavin adenine dinucleotide binding. NCBI's taxonomy places the organism in Eukaryota, Fungi, Ascomycota, Sordariomycetes, Hypocreales, Hypocreaceae.
AUGUACACGGCCUCAUCGGCCUUUUUUGAAGCACUGUGGGAAGCCGGCGUCACUCACUGCUUUGUAAACCUGGGAUCUGACCACCCGAGUAUUAUCGAGGCGAUGGUCAAGGGGGCUCGUGAACGGAAAGGAAAUUUUCCCAAGAUGAUUACUUGUCCCAACGAGAUGGUCGCCAUGUCCAUGGCAGAUGGCUAUGCCCGAUUAACCGGCAAACCUCAGGCCGUCAUCGUCCACGUAGACGUCGGCACACAAGGCCUUGGAGCGGCCGUUCACAACUCAGCAUGUGGCCGAGCUCCAGUUCUCAUCUUUGCCGGCUUAUCACCAUUCACGCUCGAAGGCGAACACCGUGGUACUCGCACCGAGUACAUCCACUGGAUUCAGGAUGUUCCCGACCAGAAGCAGAUUGUUGCCCAGUACUGUCGUUACACCGGUGAAUUCAAAACAGGCAAGAAUGUCAAGCAGCUGGUCAACCGUGCGCUGCAAUGGGCCAAAUCAGGACCGCAAGGCCCCGUAUAUCUGUAUGGUGCGCGAGAAGUCAUGGAGCAAGAGAUUGAACCGUACCAGCUGAGACAGAGCGACUGGAAGCCCAUAAAGCUGGGCAGCUUGCCCCAAGACGCCGUUGAUAACAUAGCAGAUGCCCUCGCCGGCGCCAAACGACCUCUCGUUCUCACCGGAUAUGGCGGCAGAAACCACGAGUUCCCUGGGGCCCUGGUCAAACUCGCCGACACAGUUCCCAACCUGAGGGUAGUCGACUGUGGAGGCAGCGAUAUGUGCUUCCCAUUCGAUCACCCCGCUUCUCUCGGCCUCAACUAUGGCGGCGAAAAGUCCAUCCCCGAUGCCGAUGUCAUUCUCGUCCUGGAUGCGGACGUGCCAUGGAUCCCUGCCCAUAUCAAGCCAAACCCAGAAGCCAGGGUAUUCCACAUCGACCUUGACCCGCUAAAGCAGCAGAUGCCCGUCUUCUACAUCGAGUCUGAAGCAACUUAUCGUGCCGACACCCAGACCGCUAUUGAGCAGCUGACCGAGGCUCUCAAGACUGGCGAGCCUGCGAAGAAGCUGCAGGCCCAGAACACGACACAAAUCGUCGAGAAGCGCAAGCAGGAGCACGAGGCACGCCUUGCCAAGAUCGCCAAGGCCGCCGAGCCUCGUUCUGAUGGCACGUUUGGAACUGGCUACUUGUGCCGGACGAUUAAGAAGCUCGUGCCGGAAGACACUCUGUUCGCCAUUGAAGCCGUGACCAACACCCUCUUUGUCUAUGACAACAUCCAGCCUUCGGUCCCCGGCACAUGGAUCAACUGCGGUGGCGGCGGUCUGGGCUGGUCUGGCGGCGGUGCGUUGGGUAUGAAGCUGGCCACGGAUGCAGAGAACGGGGGCAAGAACAAGGGCAAGUUCGUCGUUCAGAUUGUUGGUGACGGCACAUACCUCUUUACUGUUCCGGGCAGUGUCUACUGGAUCUCAAAACGCUACGGCAUUCCCAUCCUGACUAUUGUGCUCAACAACAAGGGUUGGAACGCCCCUAGACGGUCUUUGCUGCUGGUUCACCCUGAAGGACUGGGCUCCCAGGCAACCAACGAGGAGAUUAACAUCUCGUUCGAUCCCGCACCCGAUUACUCGGGCAUCGCCAAGGCGGCUGCGGAUGGUGACAUCUUCGCUGCCAGAGUGAGUGAGCUGGCUGAUCUAGAGGGCGUGCUGAAGGAGGCCAUUACGCAUGUGGAAAACGGCCAGUCAGCGGUGGUGGAUAUCAAGGUUGCGUCAGGGUGUUAG